Molecule: messenger RNA, 9974 nt
Organism: Sus scrofa (pig)
Lineage: Eukaryota; Metazoa; Chordata; Mammalia; Artiodactyla; Suidae
Source: RefSeq, a predicted model, not a curated record
CGCUGCGAGCCGGGCGCGCGGAGCCCGGGGCGCACGAAGCGGCGAGCGCCGGUCGGCCGAGCCAGGCUGGCGCCCCCACCCCCAGACCCGUACCUCUGUCGGUCGCCAGUCCGGCGCCUCCCCAGCUCCACUUGCCUUCGCCACCCCCGGCCCUGCGGCCGCACUCCCUUCCUUCCCUCCGUCCCGCCCCGUCCAGCCCGCGGUGCCCGGCUCCCUGAGGCCCCCUCGCUGCCCGCGUUCCUAUGGACAGACGCACAGACACCUGCAGGAGAGACACUGCUGAUCCUGUAACAUGGAGGAUUGCCUUCAUACCUCAUCUGAGAAUCUAUCCAAAUUGGUCAGCUGGGCCCACAGCCAUGGGACCAUUUGCAGCCUCAUUCCAAACCUGAAACAUUUGCUUUCGGAAGGUUCCCAUGGGAACCUGACAGCAAUGUGGGGCUGUAGUGCUGGCCAUGCUUAUCACUGGCCACUGACAGCUACUUGCAGAGCUGGCUCCCAAGAAAGGGUCUGUUUCCAGGAUAACAGAAGUUUUAACUCUGAUAGUCCUAGUAUAAUUGGAGUGCCCUCUGAGACACAAACUAGCCCUGUUGAAAGGUACCCUGGGAGACCAGUGAAAGCGAAGCUAGACUGUAAUCGGACCAGAGACUCUUGCGAUUUCUCUUAUUGCAGUGAGCCUUCUGAACUGGAUGAAGCUGUUGAAGAGUAUGAAGAUGAAAACACUCUGUUCGACAUGGUUUGUGAGUCUUCUGUUACAGAUGAGGAUAGUGACUUUGAACCCCAAACCCAGAGGCCUCAAAGCAUUACUCGAAAAAGGCCUGGAAUAGUCCCAUCUUCUCUCCAUUCAAGCUCCCAGGCUCAGAUGAUUGAUGAAUGCAGCAGUGAUGUCAUCAUUAAGAAAAUCAAACAAGAGAUUCCUGAAGAUUAUUAUAUUGUGGCAAAUGCAGAGCUGACCGGAGGGGUAGAUGGACCAGCCCUGUCAUUGACACAGAUGGCAAAACCUAAGCCACAGACUCAUGCUGGUCCCUCCUGUAUAGGGUCUGCUAAGCUGAUUCCCCACGUAACAUCUGCCAUCAGCACCGAGCUAGACCCACAUGGCAUGUCUGCAUCCCCCUCUGUGAUGUCCAGACCAAUCAUCCAGAAGACUGCCAGGGUAUCUCUGGCUUCACCAAACAGAGGACCCCCUGGUGCCCACGGCACCAACCAGCAGGUGGCCAUGCAGAUGCCUGUGAGCACAUCCCAUCCUAAUAAACAGAUCAGCAUCCCUUUGUCUGCCCUGCAGCUGCCUGGACAGGAUGAGCAAGUUGCUUCUGAAGAGUUCCUGUCCCACCUGCCCAGCCAGGUCUCCUCCUGUGAGGUAGCCCUUUCUCCCUCAGUUAACACAGAGCCGGAAGUGAGCUCCAGUCAGCAGCAGCCCCCAGUCGCUCCAACCAUAACCACCGAGGCCACAGCACAGUGCAUUCCAGACCAGGAUGAAAGAGCAGCUGAGCUCAGCAGGGAGCAGAAUGAGAAAACCAUCCGGAGCACGCAGACUGCGCUCCGCAAUUUCCCCUAUUCUACUAAGCUCAACAAAUUUCCUGUAUUUAAUAUUAACGAUGACUUGAACGAUCUGUGUACCAGUGCAGUGAGCCCCAAUACUACCAAGGCCACACGGUAUGCCCUGAAUGUGUGGCGAUAUUGGUGCAUGACCAAUGGGCUCAAAGAUCACACAGACAUCACCAAGAUCCCUGCAGUGAAGUUGAACGAGCUGCUCGAGAACUUUUACGUCACCGUGAAGAAGAGUGACGGCUCAGACUUCCUGGCCACGUCGCUCCAUGCCAUCCGCCGAGGCCUGGACCGCAUCCUGAAGAAUGCGGGUGUGGGCUUCUCCAUCACCAGCAGCACCUUCAGCUCUUCCACCAAGAAACUCAAGGAGAAGCUGUGGGUGCUGAGCAAGGCGGGGAUGUCGGGCGCCCGUUCUCGCAACAUCGUCUACUUCUCCCUUUCGGACGAGGAGGAGAUGUGGCAGGCAGGGUGUCUGGGGGAUGACAGCCCCAUCACGCUCCUGUCCACCGUGGUCAAGUACAACAGCCAGUACCUGAACAUGCGGACGCUGCAGGAGCAUGCGGACCUGAUGUACGGCGACAUCGAGCUGCUCAAAGACCCGCAGAACCAGCCCUAUUUUGCCCGGACAGACAGUGUCAAGCGGGAGAGUCGGAGUGGUUCCACCAGAGUGUGUCACGGGAAGAUCUACCACGAGCACUCCAGGGGACACAAGCAGUGCCCUUACUGCCUCCUCUACAAGUACAUGUACAUCCACCGGCCGCCCACCCAGAUGGACGCCAAGUCCCCUUUCUACCUUACCGCCAGGAAAGAGGCCACCGACCUGGGCAGCGUGUGGUACGAGGACCAGAGGAUGGGACUGCGGUCUCUUCGGGGGAUUGUCCCGAACUUGGCCAAGAAGGUCAAGCUGGAAAACUGUGAGAACUUCACCUUCGUCUCAUUCACUCAGGUCUCCAGGAGGCUUGGCUCCCACAGCUGCUGCCAGUGAGUCUCCCGCUGCCCGGCUCAUCUGGUAGCCGAGCGUUCCCUCCACAGCCACGGCCACAGCUCCGAGGCACCAGGGGACGACCGUGACUUCAUGGUCAGGCUGGUCCCUGUCUGUGUGACUUCCUCCCCUUUGACCUUGGGUUUGUUUGUUUGUUUGUUUGUUAACUGAAAGUAGAUGAGUGACUAUUUAGGAUAUUUUAUCCAAAUGUGUAUCACCUUCGUUAAAUUAUAGAGUCUAAUACAAUGUAUAAAUUGCCACGUACAUAAGAGUGGGGAAAUUCAUUUUAUCUAGUGCCUUUUUAGCACAGAUUUUCUCAAAAAGAAAAAAGAAAAAAAAAAAAGAAAACUGUUUAAGUAGUCAUUUAAAAAAAAAAAUCCCAGUAGCCUCGUAGCUUUAGAACGUUAUGAAGAUUAUAAACCCUUUGUUGAAUUACACUCACAGUGAGGAACUAAGAAGAGAGGGGCAGACAUGUUAACCAUUUUUCCAGGAGAAAAAUUGCACUUGGCACUCCUCUUUAUGUUUGGUUGACGGAUGACUGGGUCCCGCAGAGCCAGCAGCCUUGCUUGAUGGCAGGUCCUAGAGCCCCACUCAUUCAUGCUGACAGGAAGGCGGGGGCUGCUCUGGCUGGUCCCAGCACAGGGAGGAACUGCAUCAGUAGAGACAGUUUGAUGAAAAAAGAUUAACGCGCCAAAUGAUGUCUGUGAGAACAAGGUUUCCAAUCAACUGGACAGUUUGUACCAUGAGGGAAUUUCCAGCAGUGAGAGAAAGUGGCUUGGAAAAGUGGUCUGUGAUCAAAACGUGAAAAACCUCCUGAAGCAGAAGUGCCUACGUUUUCUUUCUCAUCAUCGUGUGAAAGCCGUUUUCAUCUAAACAUUUUUUAGAGGGUUUUUUUUUUUUUUUUCCUGAAUCUGUUCUUUGGGUUAUGCAGUUUUUCUAUCAGGAUAUAGCACUGGAUCUGUAAACCAACUAGAGGUAAUUUUCAGGCUUAACCAGGAAAACCCAACAAAACAAGCUGCAAAGAAACCAAAUCCCAAAUGUGUUUCUUAAAGAGUUUUGGAGAUAUUUUUGUCAAAGUGUGACUUUUUCAGCCACAAGAGACGUCAUCAUUUUAGGUUGGCACCAGUGCUUGGGACAUGACGAUGUAGACAAACUCCCAGGUAAGCACACCCAGCGUGAAGGACACGGUUGUAAAAAAUCAGAGCAUGAUGAUAGGUUACUGAUGGGGUUUGAAGUCAUUUCACUCAGGAGAGAGUCAACCUGAGCACAUGUUACUGGAACACUAACAGAAUGUUCUGAUGACUGCUCUGAAUGAUAAGUGAAAAAGGAACCCAAAGAGUACUAAGUAAUAGUAAUAAUGUCUAGGGAAUCUUUAUUUUGUAUCUGAGGAAAGACUGCUACAAACUUUAUACCAUUUGGAUCCUGUGUGUGCUUUCUAAUCCACAAUUAAAAUUCCAGUAUACAUUUGUUUUGCAGGAAUCCUAAAAUCAGUCUGAUUUCUUUUUCAAAACAUUAUUUUAGUAUUUAUUUGAUUAAUUGUUUUUAAAAGUCAUUCACUGGUCCUUGAAAUCUGUAAUCCUUCCUUUACCAGAGAAGAUUCAACCAAUGCUGCCUUAAGGUUUAAUGUGGUUCCCUUUUUAGUUGCUGCACAUUUAUAAUUUUGUUUCCUAGUUGAUCUCUUCUGACUAUAGAUUAAUUUUGAUAUGUCUCCGUUUAUAUAUAAAGAACAGGUCAUAUUUAAUAAUGAGUGUUAUGACGUGCUAUUGCGUACAAUUCUGUUGUGGUUUCCUAUAGGGAUUUUAGGGUUUUGAUUAAAAAAAGAUACAAAACACUAGGUAUAGUUUCUUCGGUUGCUGAAAACCCAAAGGAAACUUCGUUUGUGGAAAGCAAGUGGUCAUUUUUCUUGUCAGUACUUCACUUAAACAGAAGUGUAACCUAUGUGAAUAUUGGGCAGCGUCUGCAGCCUCAGUAAUAAAACCUCCAUUUUUAUUUUAAGUAGAUUCAAAAAGAAAUUGCCAUUAGGUAUCACUAGGGUCUUUUCAGAUUUUAACAUUUCCACAGUAGCAAUAACGAAUCCAGAGGCAGUAAUCUUUCUGUUGAUAGAGCUGAAUAACAGCCUCUGCCUCAAAUGUGCCGCUUAUCACCUCUUUGAUGUACUUUGAAUCCUCAGAGUUCUGAAGUGAAUGCUUAUAAUAAAAGGUCAAAAGGUAGACUCUCCAGCGAUACCUGGUGGAAGGGAAGCACCGCAUCUCAGCAUCCUAAAUGCCGUUCACUGCAUGCCUCCUUGGGGAAUGGGAGUGAGGAAGAGAACACACCUAUCACGUGCUGCUCUGUGCUGCCCAUUGUACGAGAUACUUUGUCUGUUACAUAUUUGUGUGUAAAUAUUUGCAUGUGUAUGCACACACACACUUUAAGUACAUAUGUGGUAACAUUCAGCAACCUGCUACCGUGGCAGAGCGCCUAUCCGUCUAUAAGGCUGUGUCUGUGCGCUGAGGAUCAGAAGGGGCCAGAGUAGCUGGUUCCGGUUGGUCUUCAGAGCCACGGCAGGUGUUCUGUCUUUCCCCCCAGCUCUAAACCAUACCCACUGGGGACUCCAGGAGUCUGACCCAGGAGAGAGGAGGAUCUGAAGGGAAGAAACAGAGAGGUUAAGAGUAUCUUCUCCACUUACCUUUAGUUUGGGGCUUUUUUUUUUUGCUCAAAAGUGGGAAUGAAUUUCAGGAGUGGGCGUGUUUACCGAUGCACAAGUUGCCAAGGCUCUGCGUCGGGAACGGUGGCUGCAGGUGUGAUGGGAGGACCUGUGGGUGAGCUCUCACCCGCAGCACCUUCUGCUUCUGCUCUCAAGGAGCCCUGCUUGCUUGGUACCUCCUCCCCUGAAUCUAGCAGCUCUCCCCUUGGAAGCUGAUUCCGGCUCAGAUGGGGUAUCAGCCCGAGGGGUAUGAGUCAAUGAAACGCAAAGGCUUUAUUUAGCACAGCACUAGGCACAUAGUAAUUAUGCAAUAAAUCUUAGCUAUUUGAGUUACAACCUUUGGUAAAGGGAAUAAUAUUAUUCAACCAAUCUGCAUUACACCACUUCUUUCUUCCAUUAUGGAGCUUGUCUCUCCUUUAAACUGUUAAACUUGAAGAGGGAAACCAAACCUGAUAAUCUGGUCACGUUUAUACACCCAUAAAUUCUACCUCCAACACAUCCAAGCCCUGAUACCUCAAGAUAUAAGCAGAAACCACUAAAGAAUAGAGAAGAGCCCCAAGAGGCUCUAUGAGAAAGCUUUCCCAUUUUGUAGGGUGUUUGCUAAGGGGAGUACUGUGGGAAAACCUAACCAAAGCUGUUGAAGACAUGGGCUCCUCGGUUAUGUGGCAUCCCCCAGUUUUCCUGGGGCUACGUGCUGUAUUACCCUGCCCUGACUGGUAAAUGGUGUUUGUAGAAAUGUGAAAUCCUGAUACUGCGAUUUUUAUUCUAAUUCAGCCUUACUAAAGGCAUCAAGCGCUAUACCCACCCUAUCGGCCUGUUCAUGGACAGCUGUUGAGAGAACCUGAGUAAAACAAUCCCUCCUGGAGACGCAGAAGCCUCCGGCUAUAGAAGAGAGAUCACCAGACUGGCAGCGCCUCCGCUGCUCCCUUGGCAGAGGCUGGGCUCACUCUCCGGAGCUGCCAAGUGAGGUCACUGGAACGAGAUCGUUUCCACAGUGAGCAGUGUUACACUCUUGCCAUUCCUCAAGGCCAUUUAGUUACGAAGUGGCAAAACUAGGAGGCAGAAUUCCCAUUUCCUCAGACUCAUCUGAUGAAUCUCCUAAAUCAGUGCUUCUUGCUAUCCUGGAACGCUUUCGCUAGGAACGACAAUUUUCUUGAAUUUUCAAGUUUCCCUCCUAAAGUUAUUUUGCUGUCUCUACAGGCAGCCAAAUGUUGAUUGUUUUUCUCUGGUUAGGCUGACGCUAACCACAUGGUUGCCGCUUAAAUAAACCGAAUGUUUAAAUAUUAUGCUUAUCAAACACGCAUCCCUUUGCUGCUUUUAUUGAAGUCUGGAUGGCUCUCCGUUUUUGAGCUACUACCCAGUUACCUUUAGGCAUCAUGAAAGGCAAACAGAGAAGGCCUCAAAGAAGAGGUCCCUCCUUUUCUCUACAGGAGCUCUCAUUUAGUCUAAGUGAAGGCCCACACGCAUUUAGAAACUGUUAGCAAGCAGCCCUGAACUGAAGAAUACAUUAAAAGUUUCAAAUUCAUUUUUCUCAUGAAAUGUUUUUGCUUUGGGGGUGAAUUUUUUUUUGGGGGGGGGCCUACAUCCACAGCAUAUGGAAGUUCCCAACCUAGAGAUCCAAUCUAAGCCACAGCUGCAACCUACGCUAUCGUGGCAGCAACGCCUGCCCCUUCACCCUGUGCCACAGCGAGAGCUCCUGGGGUGAAUUUUUAACGCUCUGUAUUAAAAGAAAAACCAUACAUUUGUGUAGGCAGUGUGCUUAGGUAAAAAUCCUUGGCGUGCUUUCCCAUAAAAAUGAUCACCUUCACAAAAACAUGAGGGAGGGGAGAGAUUGGUGGUGACCUAAGAAAUGCCCUUUCUGAAAGAACAGGAGGCUGAGUGGGGUGAAAAACUAGCUUAUCUCUGGAAAUUCCUCUGUUUCCACAUAGCCUGACAUCACCGGAUUUCCCAAAGCUCCUUUGAGGGGGGCCGCCCAUCCUUCUGGCAAAGUUGGCCUUUGAUGAUGACAAGUUGGAGCUCUUCUAGUUCUUUAUAGGCAAAGAAAUCCAGACACGUUCCUUAUAUUUUCACUGUUGAUCAGAAUCAGAUUUUUACGCUCAAUCAAAGUGCAUUCAUAUUGAAGUUAAUAACUCCAGGACAUUUUAUAAGACCCCCCCCCAAAAAAAAUCACUGGAUUAUAUGUAGAUGCAUAUUGCUUCCAUUAUUAUUAAUAGCAAUUAGGUAGUUCCUGCUGCCCCACUGAGAUGAGACUAGGCUCCUAAAUACUUUAUGGUCAGUAUACCUGAUUCAAUUAAUUUACAUGUCACCGUAGUUACGAAUUCGUUCACAUCGGUUUCUGGAAGAUUCAGAUUUGACUAACACUAAGUGUUAGCUCAUAGCGCCCUUGUAUUUUCAUUUAAUUCUCACAACAGCUCUGUAAGGUAGGUCUCAUUAUUCCCAUUUUACUUGCUGAGAAACCAAGACUCAGAGAAGUUAAGUAAAUUUCCCAAAGUCUCCCAGAGCUAACAAAUUGGAGAACUUAGGUUUGAGUCCAGGUCUUCUGACUCCGAAUCCAGUGAUCAGACUGCCUUUUUAGUCCCAAAGAAGUCCAUUUAUCACAGAACUUUUAAAAAAUUAUGUCAUUCGUUAUAUGUACUCUUGGAGUAAUUUGAUAUAUUGGCAUUAUUUAAUAGUUCCUAGGAGUUCCUACUGCAGCGCAGUGGGUUAACAAUAAAACUGCAAAGGUGGUUAGAAUCCUGCGUUGCUUCAGCUGCAGCUCAGAUUCACUCCCUGGCCAGGGAACUUCCAUAUGCUGUGGGUAUAGCCAUAAAAAAAAAAUUCCUGGAGGAAUUCCUGUCAUGGCAUGGGGGAAACGAACCCGACUAGGAACCAUGAGGUUGCGGGUUUGAUCCCUGGCCUCCAUCAGUAGGUUAAGGAUCCAGUGUUGUCAUGAGCUGUGGUGUAGGUCGCAGACACAGCUCCGAUCUGGCCUUGCUGUUCUUGUGACUGUAGCUGUAGCCAGCAGCUAUAACUCCAAUUAAACCCAUAGCCUGGGAACCUCCAUAUGCUGUGGGUGUGGCCCUAAAAAGCAAAGGGGAAAAAAAAGUUCCUGGAAAGCCUGAUGGCUUUCUAUGAAUGACUAUGACAUUUUCUGCCUACUGAGAACAUUCUGUGUUUAUUUAAUAAAAACUUGUAUUAUCUAUCAUCUACCUUAGGGGCAGACGAUCAUGCCAGUUUAUUCUAAUUAAAUUCAAGUCACUUACAAACUGCACCUGUUUUGACAUUGGUAUCGUUGCUUAAAAUGUAAAGGACUUCCUAUGACACAAUUACAUGCUCAGGGUUCUUACUUUUGCUUUUUAAUUUUGAUGUCAGAGGACUUUUAUAAUCUUUAGGCUAAAGCCCCCUCAUAGCAAAAUAAUACUUAUUUAGUCAUUUGUUUUCUCUUCUUUCUCUUAUCAGCACAUGUUUUUCCAUUUUGCAACUUAAAAAACAAGAGGUUCUAAGUUACUGUGAGAGAGCCCAGAGAUAUUAAAAGCCUAUAAAAGAUCAACAAGACAGUAAGUAGUAGAUUUAGGACUAGGAAAUUAAUCCAGAAUCUUUCCUCCAUAACAUAGCCGGGAAGUUUUGGAUUUUUAAAAAUUAAUUAAUGGAGCUGCAUCUGGCGGAACAUCUGACUAGCAAAAGCCUCCAGAGAGUGCCUGCCUUCCCAGAAAAGCACUCAUCAAGAUCCAGAAGAGGGCCAAAUGUUCAUUCUAGAAUCUAGAAGGAAUCAAUACACUUUACAAGGCAUUUGGAGUUGGAGGGAGGCAAAAGCUCUCAGGUCGUAGCUCACUGUUUUCUUGGUCUUCAUGAGACAGAGGUUCUGUGACAUAAACAAUCUGAAAGACACUUGAUACUUGUUCUCCGUAACCAUGGCUGUCUCUUUGCUCAGAGCCCCGGAGCCAGAGAAAUAACUGGCCGAUCCCCUCUCUUAACCAGAAGCCACACUGGGAAGUGAAAGUGUCUUCUGUCAUCCCCCCCCACCCCACCCCCCCCGCCUCCCCACCUUCCAUCUCCUCACCCACCUCCUCUUCAUUCGGUCCAGCUCAAAAUCCUAGGGCUAAAACGUGGGCAGAAAGCAAAGAAGAUCUAUUAGAGACAUAGAGCGUUCUGAGAAAAACACCCUUUAGAUGAAGGCAGAAACAGUAAAUAACCAAGUAGCACGGCAUACAAAUGUUGUGAUUUUUUUCAUGUAUGGCUUUGGAUCAGAAAACCAGGCACUAGGAAGGAAAAGGAUGCCACUUCAAUGGAAAAGUGUUAGAUGAGAAAUUAUUCUUGGACAUAUGCACAUCUCCUUACCAUCAACCUCUGCAUCCCCAGAAAGGGAUCUGACAAACACGCAAGUGGACAGAUAGUAUAACCAAGGGUGAUUCCUGGGUUUGAGAGGAAAGGACCACAUUUAAAGAUGAGUAUAGAGAAAACAAAAUGAGUCAUUGAAAACGUGUGACUGAACCAGGGAAAAUGAACAGCCUCCAGAACACUUGAAAAUGAAAGUGGUGUAUUGCAGGGAACAAACAAAAAAAUAUAGCAUUGUCUCUGUCAUAAUUGAAGGAAGAGAAGAAUUGCUUCUAUCCAGCAAUAGUGUAUUAUCUUAAAAUGGGAAUGGCUUAAGAGAAAAAGCAAUAUAAUAAAAUGGAAAAGAAGAUAAAUUAGGAAGAAGGAUUUCGAGAGAGCUAAAGACACACUAGGAGAUUAAAAUCCACAUUGGAAGCAAGAAAGAACAAUAUUGAUGCUUAAAAAAAAAAA